UUCAACAGGGUGGCUUGCAACGCCUCGCCGUUGGCAACCCGCGUGGGAAACCCUAAUUUUAACCUCCCGAACCGGCGGACAACCUGUCUCCAUCAAUCCCUAGCAUCCCCAACUUCACUACCUUUUGCCCCCUUCUUAAAUCACACUUCCCCCUUCCUCUCAUCCCUAUUUCCUUCCCUCCAUCGAAAUCAACACCACAUGGACUCCGCCGAUCUAAAACGCGUCUUCCAGUUGUUCGAUCGCAAUGGGGACGGCUCCAUCACCAAAAAAGAACUAAGCGACUCCCUACGCAACCUCGGCAUCCACAUCCCCGACACCGAGCUUCAAUCCAUGAUCGACAAGAUCGACGCCAAUGGCGACGGUUGCAUCGACAUCGACGAGUUUGGCGUUCUCUAUGAGACCAUUAUGGACGAGCGCGGCGGCGAUGAAGAUGAAGAGGAAGAUAUGCGAGAGGCGUUCAAUGUCUUCGACCAGAAUGGCGACGGCUUCAUAAGCGUCGAGGAGCUUCGAUCUGUGCUCUCUUCACUUGGAUUAAAGCAGGGGAGGACGGUGGAAGCUUGCCGGCAAAUGAUACGGAAUGUUGAUGCGGACGGAGAUGGGAUGGUUAAUUUUAAGGAGUUUAAGCAGAUGAUGAGAGGUGGAGGGUUUGCUGCAUUGACGUAAAAUGUUUGGUUGGUUAUCAAUUCUUACCCCUUUGUUUUUCCAUGUACCAUAAUCGUUGUUUAAGCGGACGAUGGAGACAAAAUUCUUUUAAAAGAAUUCCUCGCAUUAUUCUCUUGGAGGAUUUCUUCUUCUUUUUUUUUUUGUUUCAGUUGAUGUUCAUUCGAUCGACUGCAGUUCAUGUGAACAUCUAUCUAAUGCUGAAAAUGCAUUUCUCGCGAGGAGAUUGGGAAUUCUGCGAGGAAUGUUUUAUAGGAAUCUAUAUGCGAAAGAAGAGGUACAUUAAUUACUAUUUUGUUUUUUAUUGUGUUUUAUACACAAUAAUAUGCAGUGUCGUAUGGAAAAGAGUUGUCCAAGGCAUCUGAGCUACCUUUUUGCCGGAGAUGGAAUACGGUUCUGAAUGUUUUUGUAACGCAGCUCUUCAUGAUUUUCAAGAUAUUAUGGAAUU
Messenger RNA from Phalaenopsis equestris, 1108 nucleotides. RefSeq names its product calmodulin-like protein 3. The coding region runs from base 199 to 663 and encodes 154 amino acids. NCBI's taxonomy places the organism in Eukaryota, Viridiplantae, Streptophyta, Magnoliopsida, Asparagales, Orchidaceae. The transcript has a single exon. The record is from RefSeq and is a predicted model, not a curated record. Gene Ontology annotation, molecular function: calcium ion binding.